UUAUUUUCGAUAUUUUUGCAGGUAGUAGAGAGCAACAAAGUGUCGUUGAGUGACUAAUUUCAUCCAAACAUGUGAUUUCGCGAGUGCCGGUCCGCGGAGAUGCGACGAUAAUGAACGCGAGACGGAAACCAGGAAACAACAGUUGAACUCCCUCGGAAACGUGUGUCUUCGACAAAGGAUAUACCCGAGAUUGAAUUGUAAACGUGAGAAGAGAAGAAGAAAUUGACAUAAAACCGGGAUGACUUUAUCUCGGAUCAGCAAGUACGACGACCGGGAUUGCAUCCCGAUGCGGUCUGUCGGUGGCUCGUCAUCGACGAGCUCGUCCCUCGGCACGGCGCCAGUGUCGAUGACGACUCGCACAAACGGAUUCCAUCCGCCUGUCCAUCAGCUGCAGCACCAGCAGCGAUUGCAACAGCUCCAGAAACAGCACAUGCAGCGACAUCACUACUUGGCGCCGGAACGGUCCGAGUCGCCGGCGUCGCACCUGGGCAUGGGUGGCGACUACCCGGGGGACGACUCGUGCGUGCUGGUUCCCGAGGAACGCGUGGGUCUCCUUGCCAAGAACGCGGCCCGAGCGGCCCCGCCUGCUGCUCCCAGCAACGGCCACCGAAACGGGGCUCCACCGGCUGCUGGCCCGAAGAAAAACCGGAAGUUAGGGGAAUGUCCAUCCAAGGAAAGACAGGCUAUGAGCGGCGUCGGCAUCUCCCCGAUCGGGAUCAUGUGCGUGCCCGAGCGAAAACGCGCUUGA
This is a messenger RNA of Notodromas monacha, 748 nucleotides long. The record is from the annotation of a GenBank genome assembly. NCBI's taxonomy places the organism in Eukaryota, Metazoa, Arthropoda, Ostracoda, Podocopida, Cyprididae.